Molecule: messenger RNA, 816 nt
Organism: Ziziphus jujuba (common jujube)
Lineage: Eukaryota; Viridiplantae; Streptophyta; Magnoliopsida; Rosales; Rhamnaceae
Exons: 2
Coding region: 1-816 (271 amino acids)
Source: RefSeq, a predicted model, not a curated record
AUGGGUCUGAAAUUGGGUACUGUUGGAUCUGGUCCAGUUCAAGAGCCCAGCCCAGAAAUGGCAAGUGGAGAUGUGCCCGUUGCACAGGUGGGAAAACAGACUCCUGUGGUUCAAGCUCCUCUUACUGCAAGUCAUGCAGAAAGACCUGAGAAGUUUGAUGGAGAGAAUUUCAAAAGGUGGCAACAGAAGAUGUUGUUUUACUUGACUACAUUGGGCCUUGCAAGAUUCCUAACUGAGGACGCACCACCUAGUAGUGAAGAGAGUGACAGAGAAACUCUAAUGGUGGUGGAUGUGUGGAAGAAUUCCAAUUAUUUAUGUCGGAAUUAUGUCCUUAAUGGCCUAUCUGAUUCCAUAUAUGGAGUGUACUGUAGCGCGAAGUCAGCGAAAGAGCUGUGGAAAACUUUGGACCGUAAGUACAAGAUCGAGAAUGCUAGAUCCGGAAAGUUUGUGGUAGGCAAAUUUUUGGACUAUAUGAUGGUGGAUACCAAGCCACUAAUGAGUCAGGUACAUGAGUUACAAGUGCUCAUCCAAGAACUUCUUGCUGAAGGAAUGAUCAUUAAUGAAGCCUUUCAAGUGGCUUGUAUGAUUGAGAAACUACCUCUAAGCUGGAGUGACUUCAGGAAUUAUCUGAAGCACAAAAGAAAGGAGAUAGAUAUGGAGACUCUUGUUAGCAAGCUUCACAUAGAAGAUGAUAAUAGGAGAUUUGACAGGAGAUCCAUAAAGGCCACUGUGAAGGCCAAUGUUGUGGAGCAUAGGAGUAGCUCCAAAAGUCAAAAGAAGAAACCUGGAAUGAGUUCCAAGUUGGGGCCUAAAUGA